Messenger RNA from Polyodon spathula (Mississippi paddlefish), 1078 nucleotides. It is a transcript of the gene bkgd, whose product is annotated as chromosome 41 C11orf54 homolog. NCBI's taxonomy places the organism in Eukaryota, Metazoa, Chordata, Actinopteri, Acipenseriformes, Polyodontidae. Gene Ontology annotation, cellular component: nucleus. The record is from RefSeq and is a predicted model, not a curated record. Gene Ontology annotation, molecular function: zinc ion binding; hydrolase activity, acting on ester bonds. The transcript has 8 exons. Bases 1 to 900 code for a protein of 299 amino acids.
AUGUGCGUACUCCAGAGCGGGCUGAAAGAAAAUUUUGCUGAUGUGCAAGUCUCUGUGGUGGACUGCCCUGACCUUACCCAGGAUCCUUUUCGGUUUCCUGUUAAGGGAAUCUGUGGUAAACCUCGAAUAACAGAUGUGGGAGGUGUUCCAUACCUGAUCCCAAUGCCAAAGCAAGAUAAGAUCUAUAACAUGAAUGCGGUUGCUAAGGAAAUAGAAUUACCUGGGGCCUUCAUUCUUGGAGCUGGAGCAGUCUCUUCUAGAACCCUAGGGAUGAAUGCUGAGCUGAUGCCUGUGGUCCAGACGGAAGGUGAAGGGAAGGCCGCAGUGAAUGGCAGUUACUAUUCUACAAUAAACCCGUCAGACGGAGCGUGUCUACAGGAGAAGUAUAGUGAUAAAUACAGUGACUGUGACUUUGGACUGCUGGCUAAUCUUUACGCUUGUGAAGGGAAGACUGGGAAGGUUAUUGAAGUCCGUGCUAACCGAAGGACAGGACAGAGCAGCCUGGUGACGUCUAUGAGGAAGACACUGGAAAAGCAAUACAGUGAGAAAUCUGUAGGGAUGGGCGGGACCUUCGUGAUUCAGAAGGGGAAAGCCAAAAUCCACAUCAUGCCUCCCGAGUUCUCCGCCUGUCCCCUGCACACAGACGAGGAUGUGAAUAAGUGGCUGAAACAUUUUGAAAUGAGGGCGCCCCUUAUCUGUCAGCCAGUGCUGGUGUCCCGAGACCCGGGCCUGGACCUUCGAGUGGAGCACACUCACUGUUUCAGUCACCACGGAGAGGGGGGUCACUACUAUAUAGACACAACGCCAGACAGCGUCGAGUACCUGGGAUACUUCCUGCCUGCUGAGUUUCUGUACCGCAUCGACAGGCCCGAGGACACGCACGUGGUUGGCCGAGAAUGAGCUCGGCGCGUCUUACAACUACUGUUUAUAAAAACAAAACUGUUUUAAUAAUUGUAUCCAUCAUUAAAUGCAAGGAUCUGCUUGAAUGUAACCUGCAAUCAAUCACUGGCAGCAAUACCUAAGAUGUAACAUCACCCCUGUGUUAUAAUAAAAUAAAACAAUCUUAUAAAUAGAUGCA